AUGAUAAUGCACAACAAAACUGUCAUCUCCCAGUUCCUCCUCCUGGGCCUGCCCAUCCCCCCAGAGCACCAGCACCUGUUCUAUGCUCUGUUCCUGGCCAUGUACCUCACCACUGUCCUGGGGAACCUCAUCAUCAUCAUCCUCAUUCUACUGGAUUCUCAUCUCCAUAUGCCUAUGUACUUCUUUCUUAGCAACUUGUCCUUCUCUGACUUCUGCUUCUCCUCUGUCACAAUGCCCAAAUUACUGCAGAGCAUGCAGAGCCAGGACACAUCCAUCCCCUAUGCAGGUUGUCUGACACAAAUGUACUUUUUAAUGGUUUUUGGAGACGUGGAAAGUUUCCUUCUUGUAGUCAUGGCCUAUGACCGCUAUGUGGCCAUCUGUUUCCCCCUUCAUUACACCAGUAUCAUGAGUCCCAAACUCUGUGUGUGUCUUAUGGUAUUCUGCUGGGUUCUUACCAUGCUGUAUUCCAUGUUGCACACUCUACUCUUGGCUAGAUUGUCAUUUUGUGAAAACAACCUGAUCCCCCAUUUUUUCUGUGACAUAUCUGCUCUGCUCAAGUUGGCCUGCUCUGACACUUAUAUUAAUGAAUUAAUGAUAUUUAUAAUGGGGGGACUUGUUAGUGUCAUCCCAUUCUCACUCAUCAUUGUAUCCUAUGUAAAAAUUGUCUGCUCCAUCCUAAAGGUUUCAUCUGCUCGGGUUAUCCACAAGGUCUUCUCCACUUGUGGAUCCCACCUGUCUGUGGUCUCACUGUUCUAUGGGACAAUUAUUGCUCUCUAUAUAUUUCCAUCAGCUAACAACUCCACUGUGAAGGAUACUGCCAUGGCCAUGAUGUGCACUGUGGUGACUCCCAUGUUGAACCCCUUCAUCUAUAGCCUAAGGAACAGGGAUAUGAAAGAGGCCUUGAAAAAUGUCCUUUGCAAAAAGGAAAUCUCUUUAUAA
Molecule: messenger RNA, 939 nt
Organism: Arvicola amphibius (Eurasian water vole)
Lineage: Eukaryota; Metazoa; Chordata; Mammalia; Rodentia; Cricetidae
Product: olfactory receptor 1468-like
Exons: 1
Coding region: 1-939 (312 amino acids)
Biological process (GO): G protein-coupled receptor signaling pathway
Cellular component (GO): membrane
Molecular function (GO): G protein-coupled receptor activity; olfactory receptor activity
Source: RefSeq, a predicted model, not a curated record